AUUUACUGCUACCUUUAAAGAUGAAGGUCGUUUGGCACCUGAAGUCAUGUCGUACUUUUCACACCAGUGUACUUUGUCCUCAGUGGCGCUUGAAAUUACUUGAAAAGACAGUCGCUCACUGUCACGUUUUCACAGUACCAGUAAACCACUUCUUUUCAACUCGUAAAAAAGAUAAUCAGCUUACGAUAUUCACGAUUCCUAAUUUGAUUACAGCUUCACGAAUCACACUUACACCUUUUAUUGUUAAAUCUAUUUUUUGCUGUGAUUUGAGUAUGGCUUUAGGUCUUACUAUCGUUGCCGGAGUCACAGAUACGUUAGAUGGGCUAAUAGCCCGAAGUGUGUCCAACCAGGCCUCAAAUGUUGGAAGUUUUUUGGACCCUCUUGCUGACAAACUUCUUGUGACUUCUUUGGUUUUGUCAUUGGCAGUGAUGGAUUUUUUCCCAGUCAGUCUUGCCUGUCUUUUUAUUUUCCGUGAUUUGGGAAUAGUUAUCACAGUUUUGUCUCUAAUGUUCUGGAAUUUCGGUUCACUUACUACGAAGAUAUUCACCGAGAAAGUUGAAAUGAAGGCAUCAAAUAUCAGCAAGGUAUGUCUACUUCUCACAGUUAGUUCAAUGGUGUGAAAUCUUAAAUUAGCUUAGUUAUAUCUGCAGCUUAACUCAAUAUUCUGUUUGACCUUCUACUGUCCCGUAAAAUUAAUUACACACCUUUGAAUGUUAGUUUGAUGCAAUUAUCUUCAUAAAGCUGAAUACUCUUUGUCAGUUAUCGAGUAUCAUACUUAGCAUGACAUAUCCUUUGUAUGGACUUCCUAACUACGAAUACCUAAAGGUUGUGUGGCUUCUUUCAGCUGGAACUACAAUUGGAUCUGGUUUAGGAUAUUUAAAAAGUUUACCAGAAUGGCGGAGACAGAUGGCUGAAAUCUCCACAAAAAAAAAUAGAUAGAUAAACUAUUUUAUUUUGUACACGGUUUUUUAAUCAACAAUUUAUAUCAAAUUGUAUCUCCUUCAACGAAAUGGUUGUCUUCAUUGUCAACAGUUUACAUAUAUAUAUAACAUGUUAUGAAAACUAACCGUUUGAUUGAAUAAAAUCCAAAGAAAUAAACUAUUAUAAAGAAAAUAAAUGAAAAUAUCCCAUAUACAACUUGAAAACAAUUAUCAUCUAUUAACUUAUGAUAAUUUACUCUAUUAAAGUUUAAUGCAUAAAUCUUAAUAUAAACCUAAAGAAUGAUUUCAUGUUAUUUAAAAGUCAAGUCGUCAUCUCUGUUCACUUUCAACUGAAUGAUUCAAAG
This is a messenger RNA of Schistosoma intercalatum, 1285 nucleotides long. The record is from the annotation of a GenBank genome assembly. NCBI's taxonomy places the organism in Eukaryota, Metazoa, Platyhelminthes, Trematoda, Strigeidida, Schistosomatidae.